AAAAUUUGCAAGAAAACUCCGAACUAUUUUUUCUGCUUUUAAUUGGUGCAAAUUCAAAACUGUGAAGUGUGGUUGUAUUAAUGAUAAUCGCAGUUUCACUAUAAGUUCAACUUUUUCGCCGGAGGAGUUCCUUUAGUUUCAAGCAAGAACAGCAUUUUCGUGGGACAUAUAGCCAAGAUCUACCGCUCGCUUCAGUUUUCUCUUCCUCAAUCGUGGAAGGUCAUGGCUGAAAAGCAGUUGAAGCAGUGAUAUCGUGGCUGGAAAUAUUCGUAUUGGAUCAAAAUAUUGUACAGCCAAAUUUUAUUGGACUGACUCCACAAAAUGUCCCUAGAAGGCGGCGAAAGUAGUGGGGUUAUUGAAAACCCUGCAGAAGAUGUUGUAAAACAGGAAGAGAAUGAGCAGCUCAACUCGAGCCCAACUGUUGAGGAGAAUGGAUACCAUGAUGGAAAUGAAGAUUCUAACAGCCACGAUGAGCUUGUACAGAUGGUGGCAGAACUCAGUUUUCAGAAUGAAUAUUUGAAGUCAAAGUAUGAGGACUUGAAGACUGUUAUUCUGGAUUCUGAUGGGCCAGACCAAGAGAAAGCACAAAGUCAUGAUAACAGUGUGUUGGGUGGAGAUGUGAGACAGAUGCUUGAAGAAAUAGAAUCUCUGAAGAGAGAACUUGUUGAGGAAAGGCAGACACGAGGUGCUGCAGAGGAAGCUCUCAAGCACCUAAGAGCCGCGCACUCGGAUGCUGAUCUGAAAGCGCAAGAGCUUUCUGCCAAAUAUGCUGAAGCUCAACAGAAGAUGGAUCAAGAAAUAAAAGAACGGGAUGAGAAGUACUCUGAGCUUGAUUCUAAGUUCAACCGGCUCCAUAAAAGAGCUAAACAGCGUAUCCAGGAGGUGCAAAAGGAGAAAGAUGAUAUUGAAGCCCAGUUAAGUGAAGUUAAUAGCAAAGCUGAACUCGCAUCUUCCCAGCUGUCAGCACUGCAGCAAGAGUUGGAGCGCACGCGGCAACAUGCAAAUGAAGCACUAAAAGCAAUGGACACAGAGAGGCAACAAUUGCGAAGUACUAACAACAAACUUCGGGACAACAUUGAAGAAUUACGUCAUUCUUUGAUCCCCAAAGAGAAUGCUCUGGAGGCAAUGCAACAAUCCAUGCUGGAGAAAGAACAGAUGUUGGAAGACAUGCGAGGGUUACUGCAGGUAGCUGAUGAAAAGCGUCUAGCUUCAAUUGCUGAACUUUCUCUAAAGCACCAGAAGCAAGUCGAGAAUUUCGAAGCCCAAAUGGCUGAUUUUUUAUCAGAGAGAAGCAGAGCAACUGAAACAAUAUCAUCUCUGCGGGCAUUAAUUGUAGAGAAAGAUACCAAGAUUGCAGAGAUGGAUGCAGCCUCCAGUGGUGAAGCAGCACGACUUCGAGCUGCAAUGGAGAAAUUAAAAGGAGAGCUCAGUCAUCUGAAAAACGAACAUGAGAAAGAGAAAGAUGGUCUGGAAGAUGUAUUGCAGUCCUUGAGAUCAAAGCUGGAGAUUUCUGAGAAUUAUAGGGUACAUGCGGAAGUUGAAGCAGCCAGCUUACGAAGUCAAUUAGAGUCGGAACUUUCUGUGCAAUCUCAGCUGCUGGCUAGGAAAGAUGCUGAGCUAGGGGAAGCCAAAGAAAAGAUAAAUCGCAUUGAACAUGAAUUUGCUUCAUACAAAGUUCGAGCUAAUGCCUUGCUUCAGAAAAAAGAUUCUGAAUUAGCUGCUGUUACGAACAAUGAUCAGUUCAAAUCACUUGAGGAAGCUCUUAAGGAUGCUGAGAGAGAGAUACUAUUAAUAUCUGCUGAGAAGGAUAAAGCUUUGCAAGAUCUUAAAGAAGCGUUGACAAAUUCCGAAAAGGAAAUCUCCUCCAGAGAUGCAGCUCUCAACAUGGCAGAACAGCAGCUUAAGAGCAUGCAAUUGAAGUUGGACUCUGCUCUUUCCAUGCACCAGUCUGAGAAAGAAAUAUGGGACAAAAGACUCCAAAAUGUGGAAGACACGUGGCGAUUAAAAUGUGAAGUGCUGGAAAGGAAAAAUGAAGAACCCUCCACCCAGAAUUUGCAAAAAGAAGUGGGGGAGCUGAAGUUAAUCUGUAAAAUGCUGAAGGAAGAGCAAAAUACUUUCCGUGAUCUUGCUGAUAAAAUGAUGGAGGAGAAAGACAAAGAGAUUUCAAGGCUUUUGGAUGAAAAUAGGGAUCUCCAACAGUUGCUGGAUUCAAGGCCUUCUGCUGAAUAUGUUGAUGACUAUUCCGCUCUUCAGAUACAAGAAGCCUCGAACUCUAGUACUUCAGCUGCAGAGCAACAAAUCCUGAUUUUGGCUAGACAACAAGCUCAGAGAGAAGAGGAACUUGCUCAAACACAGAGGCAUAUUCUUGCACUUCAAGAAGAAAUUGAGGAGCUGGAACAUGAAAAUCGCCUUCAUAGGCAGCAGGAAACCGUGUUGAAGGAAGAACUUCGGAACAUGGAAAGAAUGCAAAAGAGGGAUGGAGUGGAUCUGACAUAUCUUAAAAAUAUCAUUUUGAAGCUUCUAGAGACAGGUGAAGUGGAGAGACUGCUUCCAGUUGUAGCAAUGCUUCUUCAGUUCAGCCCAGACGAGAUGCAGAAGUGUCAACAAGCUUACCGCUCUUCAAACGAGGUCCCACCUAACUCGGCCAGCGACUCUAUGGGUUCUGGGCGCUCUCUGUUUUCCAGAUUUUCUUUUUCAUAGAAUGAUUCUGAGCACCUGUCUAUAUUAAAUCAUGCAAUGGCCUGGCCUACGCAUUCGGGAAGAAGAGACCAUGUCUGAACAACAUGAAGGCAGUUGGCCAAAAGAUUGGACACAAAACAUUUAACUGUUUGUCUGUUGGUUAGUUUGGCUUGUUUUUACGUGUGCAUUCUCACACCUAAUGGACUGUACAGUUAUUGUUUAACAAUUGAGUUAAUAAGAGCUGGUCAUUGUUCUGGCAAUCUCUUGCUUCACUUGAGAUCUAUCCUAUCUUCUACAUUUAAAUGUUAAUUCUUUU
Molecule: messenger RNA, 2995 nt
Organism: Striga asiatica
Lineage: Eukaryota; Viridiplantae; Streptophyta; Magnoliopsida; Lamiales; Orobanchaceae
Source: the annotation of a GenBank genome assembly